AUGGUUUAUGUUCAUGUUCAAACCUAUGGUUAUGCUCAAUAUUUUGGACCUAAACCACAACUUGUCCAUUGCCCUACUUGUAACCAAAAUACAAAAACUAAGCUUAAAUAUGUUACUGGAAGAAAUAAUUGGUUGUGGUGUUUUAUUAUAGGAAUGUUUGGGUUUACCAUUUGCGGAUAUGGUUUUUUAUUUCUUAGCAAUGCUGUUGAUAAAGGUUUAAACACAGCUGGGCCUCUUACUGUUCUUGUCCUUAGCUUUUGUAUUUGCUGUUGUUGUUUGCCUAUUCCAUUUUACUGUGAUCGCUGUAAAAAUGUUGAACAUUAUUGUAGUGUUUGUGACACCUAUAUUGGCAAAUAUGUUCAAGACAGUCGAAGGCCUAUAGUUAUACUGCCACCAGAAUCGUAUAAAAAUCUACCAAUCAAACAAUAA
Meloidogyne enterolobii is the source of this 429-nucleotide messenger RNA. NCBI's taxonomy places the organism in Eukaryota, Metazoa, Nematoda, Chromadorea, Rhabditida, Meloidogynidae. The record is from the annotation of a GenBank genome assembly.